Messenger RNA from Phyllotreta striolata, 1854 nucleotides. The record is from the annotation of a GenBank genome assembly. Lineage: Eukaryota; Metazoa; Arthropoda; Insecta; Coleoptera; Chrysomelidae.
GUCAAAUGUCAAUGAAAUUACGUUCAUAUUUUCAUUUUUCAUUUCCUUUUCCGUUCGUCAGCCAGAGUGAUAAGAUGCAAGAUAUUUGCUAUGCAAGCGAGCUAAUGCAGAAGGAGAAAUUUUCUGUUUCAGGUAGUUUUAAUAUGUGCGAAAUAAAGGGAUCGACUCCAAUCUACCAUUCUAAUUCAAAGGUAGUUUUAAUGGAUUCCAAAUUUGUAAAAGGCCAUGUUCCAAUUCAGAGGUAGAUUCCCUGAUCAGAUUCAAUGAAUGAUUUCUAUGCAGAUGAGGAGCUUGUAUUAAUUUCCUCGUGAAUUCUUUAUUCAAUCAAGAUGUAAGAAUGUUUGAGGAUAUAGAUUCAAAGAUCUUGAGAUAUAAUGGCGUUCCAGAAACAAGCUACAUACACAAGAAAAUGUAUCGAUAAAUUUGUAUUAUCACCAUUAAUGAAUAAAUCUGUUACACAUUACGAAAUUUAUUGAAAUCCUAAAAAAGUCAUAGAUAAUAACGUAAAUUGCAUAAAAGAAGAAUUAAUGAUAAUUCUGUCAUUACUAUCAUUAUAUUGACAACCAUUUAUUAUACAUACGAUUUAUGAGACCUAGAAAAUAUUACCAAUUUAUUGAGAAAGAAAAAACUAGUACAAUAUGGAUAGUACUGCAUAUAAUAUGUUUCAUCGGAAUUGCUGUAAGUUCAAUGGUGGGAGCGAAUGCUUUGAGCAGAAUUUACGACACGUUCAAUUACCGUUGCAUCGCGUACGCCAAAGUAUCCAUUAAAUUGGUCGAUGUUAGUUACAAAAACGAAACUAAUACGGAGAAAAUAAAGGAGGAUUCGGGAGAACAAGAGACCCGUUUCGGUUUAAUCCGCGCGGAGGACACUUCCAGGAUUUCGCCGAUUGGUAAAAAAUUAAAUUUGGGAAUUUUCGAGGACGAUUACAACGUGGAAUUCGCUUCGCGCUCGAAAAAAUUGGUUAUGGCCGAAGCGGAACCGGUACCGGGAGUGGAAGAUGUUUUCAUAUACGACGAAGAAUUGUGGGUGAAUAACGAUACUUUAGUGGCCAGAGCUCACUUGGGAAUGACCACCACAGUUUUCGCCAGUCUCAUUCUGUGCGACUAUUUAAUCAUCAUACCGUUUUCGUCCCUAAUCGUCGUUUCCACUUUCACCAUGAUGAUUAUCCUGUUCCGAAAAUCCUUUAAAAGUUUCGAUAGCCCCACUCCCGGUGGCUGGAUGUAUGUAUAUCCACUGAUCAUAGCGACUUGUACGAUGACUAUUUUAUCUGUAGUGGCUUUCCUUCUAACUUACAACGGUUUGAAUGACUUUUGCUCGCAAUUCUCCCAAUUCACCGGGCAAAAACGUUGUUCGCCAAUAUUAGACUAUUUAACAAAAGAGCAAAGAUUAGGGCGCCGGCACUUUUAUAGAAACGCCCAACAGAGCCAACUAGGCUAUUUUAUAGCUGCCCUUUUGUGGGCGAUACACACAGUUAUAGUACUAGUCAGAAUCGGCUGUACGGCAGAUUUUUAUCUGGUCAAGGUGCUAAUCAGGAAGAAAAUGCAACGUGACGACCAAGGAUUGGACGAUGCGUUUUUCGACGAUAAAGGGUUCUACUUCGAGCCCGCUUCUCGCAUAAAACUAAUCGAAGUGGUUAAAGAGAAGCGCAAAACGAGCAAAAAGAAAAAACCCGAUGAUUACGUGUUUCAUCCUAAAGUAGAGAAAAGGGAAAAAUUUUUAAUAGAUAAAGGAUGGGGAAUGAACGAUCAUGAAUACAGAUCGAGAAGGCUGGUUGAAACAGCCUAAACAUAUACCUAUAUUGUUUGUAACUUAUUUAUACAAUUAGUAAAAAUUGUGAUAUUAUUUUAUUGGAAA